UUGGCAAUGAUGUUAGUUUUUGAGUUAGUCAACAAUUGGUUCCUUUUACUGAUGUUGAUGUCUUCAAGGCAAUCGAUUUAGGUAUAGGUGGUCUAGAUGUUCCUUUUGAUGAGUGUGUAGUUGGAUUGGUUGGUGAGAUAUUUAAUUCCAAAACCACUACAAUGCAGGAUUUGAUUGACAUGUUCCAUUUGAUUGUCAAAGAUGAGGAGAUACUUGUUGAUGUAGUCUGUAGGUUGUACAUAUUAGUUUGUUUAGUAACAUUUUUUUUGCCUAGGAAAUCUAAAUAUGUUGCUAACAUGCCUUGUGCAGUCUUAGACGACUUAUAUAGUUUAUGUUUGUAUGACUGGGCUUCAUGUGUACAUAAACACCUUGUACAAAGUUUAAAUAACUCAAUGAAGAAGAUUAUGUCAGGACGAAUCAAGAAAUCUCUCAAUCUUAGUGGGAAUGUUGUUGUGUUGCAGGUAACAUGAUUGACUGAAUAAUGUAUUUUGACAGCAUUUUAGAAUUUGGCUAACUGGUUGUUUUGAUACUUGAAGGCUUGGGUGGUGGAAAGACUGUCUUUGCACAGUCAUACUACUCACAAGAGGUUCCCCCGCAUAUGGCAAUGGUACCCUUAUAAGGAAAAGAAAGAAACAAUUAAAAAUAUAUUUAAGUUCGAAGAUUUACAUCUUGAUUGGUACGUAAGUAAAGUGGAUCGUCAUACAGCUGAACUUCGUAUUGCAUUGGGAAUGUAUGACAUUGGGAUGGGUCAGGGUGAGGAAUCAAUGGCUCAACCAUCCAGGGUUCAGGAUUCAGAUGACGAUAUAUAGCAUCGACAUUACCAUGUGGCUAGAAGGUGCUGAUGCCAUAUUGAAGAAUACAAAUUCUGAAAUAGAGUCAUUGCAUGGCCACAUUGCAAGGCUAUCGAAGGAGUUAACGGACCUUCGUGAAUUUCCAAUUUAUAACGAAGAAGGUGCAUUUGGUGAUCCUGAAAAAAGGAUAUGAAGAACCAGCAGGUGACCACCCUGUAGGUGACGAAGAGUACGACAGUGGAGAUGAUGACCACCUUGUAGGGGAUGAAGAACCAGCACCUAAAGAUGACAAAGCUACACCAUCUAAGCAUCGUCCUGAUUAUAUUGAUGUUGAUGAUGGCAACGACGAUGUUCCUCUAGGGGUGGUACCAUUGGCAGUUCCCCCUCUCCGCAGUUUUGGUGGUUAUUCUACCGCCGAUGUCGACGUUGACCAAUUGUAUAACGCAGUAAGCCUCAGGGACACAAACAAACGAUCUAGGUAAUUGUUUUGAUUCAUAAUUUUAUUGUGAUAGAUGAUCGCGUGUCAAGUAAUAAUAUUUGAAUAUUUUCAGAGUUUUGUGUGAAAUAAUGGGGCAGUUCUUGGACACAACUUCUAUUUGUUAAUCUUUAUUUAUCUUCUUUAGUGUUUAUUGAAGGUUGACCAGUGUUGUAUUGUGUAGGUGGUGGUGUUAUUUGCAUCUACAAUGUUUAUGCACUACCAGAGAAAGUUGACCGGUGUUGUCAAGAUGCUUCAUUUCAAUUCCAUAUACGCUGUACAUUUCUAUUUAUUUGAUAUGAUGAUCCAUUUGUUGGUAGAAAUAAUGUUCAAUACAUUGAUGCAUUUGAAAUUGUUGAUAGAGCCAUGUUCUCGGUGAUUUUAGGAGAUGUCCUGAAAAUCAACAUGAGUAAUCCCUUCGUAGUUACACGGCCUAUAUGAGGUCUGAUCAUUUGGUCUUGGAGACAUGCCCACUACUGACUUUUUGUUUAUACCCUUUAUCUAUGAUAAUCACUGGUGGUGCUAUGCCGUGAAAAUUAGAACAUUAGAAAUAUAUGCCAUUGACUCAAUGGGCAAGGGUGUUAGAGAUAGGAAAAGAAUUGACAAAUUUGUGGGUGAAAAUAUGGCCAAAUUCUUUUGCAUGUUGUACAAUAGACCCGAAUGGAGUAUUGGUCUUUUGUCCAUUCAACAAUCAAAUAUCCCAUCCCAACCAAACUUAUAUGAUUGUGGAGUUAUCAUGUUAAAAGCCAUAAAAAUUUGGGAUGGAGAGGACAAAUACAACGGGAAGAGCAUGCCAAAGUACAUGAAUGAGGAGUUGCGUCAAAUUAGAAAAAACUAUGUAAAGUAUUGGAUCCUAGACAACGAGAACAUUAGAAUAUUCGAAGCGCUAGAUGAAUAUGCAUUAUUGUAGGAUUUGAUGGAUAUGUACAAAUUUUAUAUGUAUUUAGACCAACAAUGAUAUAUGUAUUCAUAUUAUAUUGUAAUAAGUAAUGAUUGUUACAAACAAUGAUAAAUGUA
This is a messenger RNA of Vigna radiata var. radiata (mung bean), 2283 nucleotides long. RefSeq lists its product as uncharacterized. NCBI's taxonomy places the organism in Eukaryota, Viridiplantae, Streptophyta, Magnoliopsida, Fabales, Fabaceae. The coding region runs from base 1733 to 2176 and encodes 147 amino acids. The transcript is spliced from 6 exons. The record is from RefSeq and is a predicted model, not a curated record. Gene Ontology annotation, molecular function: cysteine-type peptidase activity. Gene Ontology annotation, biological process: proteolysis.